UCUGACUGCAAGUCCGACCGACUCCUCCGUUUGUUUUUAUUACUCUCUCUUUUUUUAAAUGCAGGGGCCUAGAUUCGUUAAUCUGCGAAAUUACGGCCAUAAUGUAAGAUUAUCGGCCGCUGUUUCCAGACCCAUCGCUGUCGUUCGUCCUGUUCGGAGCAGCGGCUCGCUGUUGAGGAUUACUAGUGAUAAUACGCAGUAGACUUCUCCAGUGUGUCUAGCUGUCAAACUGAACACUGUAUUGGAAAGAGUAGACGGGAGCACAUUUGUUGAUAUUUAUUGACUUUGCUUUGCGUGUCUUUCCCCCCUCAUUUUUCCUUGUCUUCUUGGAUUAUCGCUGCCCAGCAACACAGCCACCUGACAACUCUGAAUGUCGUAAUUAAGGUGAAUCAAUGAGCCAGCAAUGGAGACCAAAAGAUACCAAAGUUUCUUUGAUGGAGAUGACACAGAGAGCAAAUGGUCUCAGGUCCCUAACACUAUGGAGUACUGCUGCAGCACAGAAGAUUCGAGUCUGACUAGCAGUGAUAUCCUGAUGGACAUAGCCAAUGUCAGUUGCCCUGCUGGAAGUCCGGCAGCUGACAGCAAAGACGACAACACUAAGAAGCAGGAGCAGCCAAUGAUUCGGCUCAGCCAGAACCAGCCAUUUGUUCUCCCACACUUCAACAAUUCCAUGCAUGGUCAUAAGCAGGAAAUGGACUCCAAGGAGCUUUCCAAGACUGUGGCUGAGUCUAUGGGCCUGUAUAUGAAUGCUGCCAGGGAGGCUGACUUUGCUUUUAGCCAGCAUGGAAGCAGCACAAGCCCUGGGAGGCUGUAUCCAGUAUGUGGACGGCCUCUGGAGGAGAACCAGUGUGGCUCAACAAAGAGCCCUAAAUUAAAGUCAUUUGGUUUCCAGCAGCAAAACUCCAAUCCCAGAGAAUGCACCACUGGGACUCCAGUUAGCUCAGCGUCUAUGCUGGCCUCCUCUUUGUCCUGCAGUCCUAAGACCUCCAGCUCCAUUUCAAGUCCUGGCGGCAGUAACAAUAUGGUGACGUCUACCACCAGUCCUCCUGCGUGCUUUGGGCCACUCUGCUCAUCUGUCAGUAGUCCUGUGAGCCAGACUUUAUGUGCUGCAACUCUAGCCAACAUCAAGCGCAGGAAUUCAGUCACAUGUAGCCCUGUAGAGUCCAGCACAGUUGGUUCACCACCACUCACCAGCCCGCUCAAUGUCAUGAGGUCCCCCAUGUCCAGUCCACAGAGCAUGGGUAGUGUGAGAUCUCCUCCAUCCUGCAGCACGACAUGUAACAUUAGGUCAUCUGUGUCAAGCCCUACAGGUGGUACCUGUGCUGGGACCACCAACAGUUGCAAUGCAGUAAGACCCUCCAUCUCCAGUCCGGCCACUGGGGGCACUAUGGCUGUCAGCAGCCCACAGAACCCGUCCUCUGCUGGGUUUCCUGUGUCUAGUCCUGCUGGUGGGCUGGGCUUGGUGCAGAAUGAUACCAACAGCCCAGAAGCUGCGGGGCUGCCCAGAGACGCAGACUUCAAGAAUUUUGAGUUUCCCAAAGUAGAGAUGGUAGAUGGGGAGGUGUUCAGUGUCGGUUUAGAUCAGAUGGGCAUGGUUAAGUACAUUAAAAACGAGCCUGGGACUGAUUCGUUCAGAAGCAUGUGUUUAGGCAGCUCAAAAUGUAAUGCAAGUAGCACACCUUUUAUCACACAGAUUAAGAGUGAACCAAACAAAAUAGAGGGUUGUAUGAACCAACAGCCAUAUGGUGAGCAGUCACCAUCUCUCGGUCUCUUCCCUGCAUCUGAGACUACAUACUUGUCCCUGAGGAAUAACACAGAUGAAUACAGUCUUUCUGGGAUCUUAGGACCCCCUGUUUCCUCUGUGAAUGGCAACUAUGAGCCUGACAUGUUCUCCAACAAUGUCCUGUCUAAAGGGGUUAAGCAAGAGUCUACUGAUGGCAGCUAUUACCAAGAGAAUAACAGCAUGUCUACAUCCGCCAUUGUUGGAGUUAAUUCCGGUGGACACUCAUUCCAUUACCAGAUUGGAGCGCAAGGAACAAUGUCAUUUACACGGCAUGAUGUGAGAGACCAGUCCAACCCAUUGUUGAAUCUAAUUUCACCUGUAACGGCAUUAAUGGAGUCGUGGAAAUCUCGGCCAGGCAUGUCACAGGGGUCACUGUCAGCCAGAGGUGAAGGAUACCCGGGCCAGAACUGCAUUGCUGACAGCAUGUCAAGCUCACCACUGAGACAACCUUCCUCGACAGCCAAAGUGUGCCUGGUCUGUGGAGACGAGGCAUCAGGGUGUCACUACGGUGUGGUGACAUGUGGAAGCUGCAAAGUGUUCUUCAAAAGAGCUGUAGAAGGUCAGCACAACUACCUUUGUGCCGGGAGAAAUGACUGUAUCAUUGACAAGAUCCGAAGGAAAAACUGUCCCGCAUGCCGUGUACGGAAGUGUCUGCAAGCUGGGAUGAACCUUGGAGCACGAAAAUCCAAGAAGUUGAAGCUGAAGGGAGUCAGUGAGGACCUGCAGGGCUCUAAAGAUGGCCAAAUUGCCACAGGUGGCAUUGGAGGAGGUUACCUGUCCUCAGAAAAGGAGCUGAAUGCCAGUGCUGCCAAUGCCCUGGUGCCCCAUGGACCUGGGUUGGUCACACCUUUUCUGCCGCCCUCCAUCUGCAGUGUGUUGGAGCUGAUUGAACCUGAAGAGGUGUACUCCGGCUAUGACAACACACAGCCUGACACAACUGACCACCUGCUGUCCAGUCUCAACCGCCUGGCUGGAAAGCAGAUGGUACGCAUGGUGAAGUGGGCCAAAGUACUUCCAGGCUUCCGGGGCCUGCCAAUCGAGGACCAAAUUACCCUGAUCCAGUACUCAUGGAUGUGUCUGUCCUCCUUUUGCCUCAGUUGGCGCUCCUACAAACACACAAAUGGACAGAUGCUCUACUUUGCUCCUGAUCUCAUCUUUAACGAGGACCGUAUGCGGCAGUCAGCCAUGUACGACCUGUGUCUGGGCAUGAGGCAAGUAAGCCAGGAAUUUGUCCGAUUGCAGCUAACCUAUGAUGAGUUCCUCUCAAUGAAGGUUCUCCUGCUUCUCAGCACAGUUCCCAAAGAGGGUCUUAAGAACCAGGCGGCAUUCGAGGAGAUGAGGGUUAAUUACAUCAAGGAGCUCCGGCGUUCAGUGGGAAAAGCAACCAACAACUCUGGCCAAACCUGGCAGCGCUUCUUCCAGCUCACCAAGCUGCUAGAUGCCAUGCAUGAUCUGGUGGGGAACUUGUUGGACUUCUGUUUCUACACCUUUCGUGAGUCCCAGGCCCUAAAGGUGGAGUUCCCUGAAAUGUUGGUCGAGAUCAUCAGUGACCAAAUACCAAAGGUGGAGUCAGGCCUCACUCACACAAUCUACUUCCACAAGAAGUGACUUGCUUCACAGCUGGUACAGACGUGGCAUUAAGAACUGGAAAAGAGGAGAAAAGUUCACGGAAGAGAAAACGUGCAAGGAUGGCCUGACCCAUUGGCCCGCACACUGUCGCCCAGUAUGCCAGCAUCCUUGUCUUGGAUGUCAAAGUUACGUGACGUGGUGACACAAGUGAAAAGGAGAGAAAGAUUUGACACUGCAGUCAUCGUGAGCGUUUCAGAGCUGUGAAUAGUUUGAGAAAACAAGCACGACUCGAUGAGAAGGACUUUGGACAAAUGUGACAAAGCAUCCCUAAGUAUGCCCAUGCACCCCUGCCCCAAAGACGAUAACAGUAUUUUCUAUGGAGUUAAAGCCAUACAUUUCCUAGAAUGCAUUAGAUACAUUCAUUACACAAAAUAGAAGAAAAUUGAUCCACAUGCCUUCACACAGACACACAGAUGAACUCUGCACGCACUUAAAUGAGAUUCACUUACAAAUUUAGAGAAAAGGUUUUUGCAAAUAUUAACUCCAGCUUAUGCAGUCUUUUACAAAUAAUCACACUAGGAAAAAUUAUGCCAAUACAAGAUUAGCUUUGCAGUGUAGCAACAAGACUACAGGGCAAAGGACUUCACGAGGAGAGACAGAAAUUUAAGACUGUAUGGCAAAAGGUCUAUUUGAAGAUAUCCCAAGGGCUAUAUGAGCAUCACCAUAAACUAAAUAAAUACAUUAAAUCUGACAAGUCCAAUUUUGAAUCUCAAUCUGUAUCAUAACAGCCAUCUUUCACAUUUGCAUACGGAGUUUGUUAAUGUUUAAAAUGUGUAGUAAAACAAUCAAAACUAAUAUGCAAAAGUUAAAAGCUGUUUUGAAAUUAAUAUGUCUCUCCAGCGUAAAGAAAGCUUGCACAUAGAACUCCCAUGUCAUAUAGUCACUAUUUUCAAGACAUUAUGGUUGUAGAAUUGAGACAAUAUUUGAUCAACAUUUCACCCUUUUUCAAAAGGAGGUGAGAUGUGCUGCAGGAUAAAAUAAUGCAUUCACAAAAACUAUUUCAGUAAGAGUCGGCUGGUAUUGGAUUGGACUGAGGUGCGUCCAUAUUAAUAGCUGUCAUUUGUGUUAUCUCCAGAGCAGCUGUCCAAAUGUCUGUUUUUACUCACAAUGAAGCAAAACCAGCCCUUUGUGAACCUAAUCUUAUCUACUCUUCCCAGAAAUAAUAAAAAGCAUUUUAUAAAAGUGUGUUGCAAAGGUUUAGUUUUUGACAAGCCAGUCAUUUUACAUUAAGGUGCUUCAUUUCUAUAAAACCAGGCAAGACGUAACAUGUACAGUAACUAGUAGACAGUCCAUACAGUACAAUAUAUGGACACACAGUUUAAAAACACAUACUCUGUAAAGUUGAUAUUAUCCAUAAUGGAGCGUUACUCUACAGUGCUUGCAGCUAACGCAUCAAUACCAGGCAAAUGUGUUCAGGUAUUAACAACUUCUUAAACACAUUCUUUUUAGUUGUUGUACAGAAGAUGUUUUGAAGUACGUGCUGAUGAAUGCUUGAUGAAGAACAGAUAAUAUUGUUGGUAUGAUCACCUUUCCUAAUUUUGUUUUCAUUCUUAAUUUUGGGCCAAGUUGUGCUUGGUUAUGGCCGGCCCUGUCUUCUAGACCAUUAACUUGUCUCACACCCCACUGGUCUCUGGAUGGUUGUGGAGCUUUACUGUGAUGCUACUGAAAAGCGAUAAAGUCGCUGGGGAAAGAAAGCUAGUGUGGGAGAAGGUGUGGUCAUUAUUCGGACAUUGUGGCCUAUAAGUGUGUAUUUAUGUGUGUGUGUAGGGGGUGAGUGUGACUUCAGUUUGUGUGUCUGAGUGUGGAUUCCUUUUUUUUUUUUUUUUUUCCUGGCAAGCAUGUGAAUAUUCUAUCUGCUCUUUUAGUGUGGGUAUUAUGCAUAUAUGCUAUAGGUUUAGCCAUAUCCUAUUUCCAAAUUUAGAUUUGCACAGAGGAGAUGUAAUGUGAAAUGAGGCAUGCAUUUGUGCAGCUAGCAGAAAUGGUCUGUUUCUUUAAGCAACUGUGAUAAUGGGAGGAAGACUUUCUGCACGGUCACUCAGCCUAAAGUUAGACAACAUGACAUCAGAAACGCAACAGGGUGCAAGUGGCCUGAUCUCUCUUAAUAACACUGCUGUACCACACAGUGGAAGUCUCCUCUGUGGUGGUAAUUGUUUGAAGACUGGCAUUCAAAAGACAUGGAGGUGCCAUACUUGCAGUGUCAUUCAGAGUCUACUAUAAUUAGUGAGCAAGUGAUAGGGAUCAGAAAAGGGGAAGGGUUGUAUCCUUUCAUGUCUUAUCAAAAAAGGGUAGUCCACAUUGGGAGAGCAAACGAGUAUGUGUUAAUUUUUUCUUCCCAAAGCUUUUUUUUUUUUUCAUGAAUAAUAGAAUAAAAAAUAUCAGGUGGUGUACAGGCCUGAUUCAGUCAUUUAUUGGCUUUUACAAGCCGAAAGCAGCUCUUUUGGCAGGAUUGACGCUCUUUUGUUAUGUAAAGUUAGCCAAUAAUAUCAUUCUUCACCGCAAUAAUUUUCUGAUAAUACCUGAUCAGAAAGGCCUCAUUUUACGUCUUUGUUGUGCCCUUUCGCUAAUCUCUCUCUAUUUCUUUUGCCCCAUUUGUGUCCUUUUUAAAGAAUUAAAAAACCUUCACUGUCAGCGGUUCAUAGGAUGAAUGGGAAAGUAUUUUUGAGAGAAUUAUAUUUUGCUGGAAAAUAAUAUUUAAGUACUUUGUCUAAAAAUGAUAUCCUUUUUGUAAAAUGAAUUGUUAUUGCAUGCUUUUUGAUGAGAUGUUUACAUUGUAUUUAAAAAAAAGGGAAACUUGUGCCUUUUUAUCUCACCUGAUUUACAAUUUUACAGUAUAUAUUGUAAAUAAUACAGCAAGUCUCUAUGUUGAGUAUAGUAUAAAACAUUUCUACUUUAAUCAUCUUGUUAAAAUAUUGGACAAAAAAAAGUGUGUUUCCCACUCGCCAUGUUCAGUGUGUUGGGUCACAGAGAAUAAUUUAAAGUGAGGGUUGGCACCAGAAAGGGCCAAAUAGAGAAAUGAAUGUAUCAUACAUAGUGAAAGACUUAUGGAACUUACUACCUGAAUGUUAGUGAGAGUACAUUUAUUAUCUUCUUAUUAAGUACAGUUACUUGAUUUGCUUUUUGUUUUUGUUUUUUUUCUUUUUCUUUUUCUUUUUUUUACAUUUGCAUCAUUGUUCACUUGACUCAAAAAGAAAAAAAAAAUUAAAAAGCAUUUCUUAUUUUGUAACAAGAUGUAUUUAGUGAUGGAUCCUUGUUGCUGUUGAAAUGAUUUCCUAACCCAUGGCGGUAUUGUUGAUAAGCACCACAAUAAAAAUCAAGAAGUCACAAACUAUUGAAACUGGGAUAUGUGAAAGAAAGUUCUUGACUUUUUGGUUUGAGGGGAAAUAAAACACGUUUGUGCACACACAGAAUCCCACAAAAUCUUUGGAGCAGCGAAUGAGGAGUAAUAGACAUGUCUGCAAUUCAUCAUGUGACUUUUUCUUUUGCACUAACUGCCAAAGUUAAACCACAGAAAAUGUUUGACCCAAAGAGGGAUUAAGUAAUUAAAAUCCCCAUAUGAUGCUUCUGCCAUUUAGAAAUACAAAUUCUGACUGUUCUUCCUCUUUUUUUUUUAUCUCCUCUGUAUUUCCUUUUUAUUUUUUGGCAGCUUGAAGGUACAGUUUGACAUUAUGGAAAAUACACUAAAUAACUGCACUGCUGAAAGCUGGAUCAGAAGAUUGGUACCAUUUAAUGUGAAGCUGCAACACCAGAUAUAAAUAUAUAAAUCUAUGAUAAAUCAUGAAUCGUCAGAACAUGAGGGACAUGAGAGCAAGAGGACAGUUUUAUUUUUUUAUUCUUUAUUUUUUUAAUGGGUUGUUUGAAGAACUUGCAAGUGGUCAGUGAUGAUACUCUUAGUUUGGAAAAAACACAUCAUCUAAACCAGUGGUUUCUCAAAGUAAUCAAAGUUUUUGUCCUAAAUAAAAGG
Melanotaenia boesemani (Boeseman's rainbowfish) is the source of this 7373-nucleotide messenger RNA. RefSeq names its product nuclear receptor subfamily 3, group C, member 2 (gene nr3c2). The record is from RefSeq and is a predicted model, not a curated record. Gene Ontology annotation, molecular function: DNA-binding transcription factor activity; sequence-specific DNA binding; zinc ion binding. Gene Ontology annotation, biological process: regulation of DNA-templated transcription. The transcript is spliced from 9 exons. Lineage: Eukaryota; Metazoa; Chordata; Actinopteri; Atheriniformes; Melanotaeniidae. Bases 404 to 3391 code for a protein of 995 amino acids.